AUGAUCUUCCGCUCCCGCCUCCCCACGUUACCCAUUCCGGACGACGCUUCCAUCUGGAAAGUGGUCGAGGAUCAUGCACGCACCAUCGGGAACAAGAAGGCCUUCAUCUGCGGCAUCACAGAGAGGUCCCUCACCUUCGCAGAGCUACUCGAACAGGCGAAAAAAGUCUGCGCAGGACUCGCGGCCAAUGGCCUCAAGAAGGGCGACAUCGUGAUCCUGCACUCUUUCAACUGCCUCGAGUACGUCGUUGUAUUCCUAGCGCUCAACCGCCUCGGGGCCAUCAUAUCCCCGUCCUCGCCACUUUUCAAUGGCAAGGAACUGGCUGACCAGAUCGAGAUUGCUGAAGCUGCUGCAGUCAUUUCGCACAAGAAAUUCGCCAAAGUGGCAGUAGAAGCCGCUGGACUACGACUAUUCGCGUCCUCGGUGUCAACCAGCCCCAUGAUCUUCCGCUCCCGCCUCCCCACGUUACCCAUUCCGGACGACGCUUCCAUCUGGAAAGUGGUCGAGGAUCAUGCACGCACCAUCGGGAACAAGAAGGCCUUCAUCUGCGGCAUCACAGAGAGGUCCCUCACCUUCGCAGAGCUACUCGAACAGGCGAAAAAAGUCUGCGCAGGACUCGCGGCCAAUGGCCUCAAGAAGGGCGACAUCGUGAUCCUGCACUCUUUCAACUGCCUCGAGUACGUCGUUGUAUUCCUAGCGCUCAACCGCCUCGGGGCCAUCAUAUCCCCGUCCUCGCCACUUUUCAAUGGCAAGGAACUGGCUGACCAGAUCGAGAUUGCUGAAGCUGCUGCAGUCAUUUCGCACAAGAAAUUCGCCAAAGUGGCAGUAGAAGCCGCUGGACUACGACGUCUGCCACUCUCGCGAGUGUAUACACUCGGUCAAGCUGAGGGUCCUUCGGGUCUUAAAACCAUUGAAGGCCUUAUCGCACAGAACCUGCCGUUCCCGAAUAUCCCUCCAAUUGAUACGAACCAGGUAGUGACACUACCGUUCUCUAGCGGCACUACUGGUCGUCCUAAGGGCGUGGAGUUAACGGCACGUGCAAUGUAUGCGUGUGGACUCCUACCGGCGUACCGUGAAGCUGAUCUCGAGUACGUGUUGGGUAUGUUGCCGUUCUUCCACAUCAUGGCUACAAUGAUCUUCCAUGUAACCCUCUACAAAGGUGUAACCAUGGUAGUGUUACCCGGGUUCGACCCUGAAACUUUCCUGCGCACUGUGGCGAAGUACAAGAUGACCAAGUUGAACCUCGCCCCGCCCCUUGUCACGUUCUUGGCUAAACACCCGAUCGUAGACAAGUACGACCUCUCUCAUGUGACUCAUGUGAACUCAGGGGGAGCACCUUUGGGUAAGGAGGUGGAGCACGCAGUCAUGCAGCGAUUGGGCAUCCGAGUGCUGCAAGGUUACGGUAUGACGGAGUUUGCUGGUUGUGCUACCAGCUCGUACCCGACAACGUACCGUGAUGGUGCGUCCGGUACGCUGCAUCCGAACACGGAGUUGAAGGUGAAGGACCUUGAGACGGAUGAGGAUCUGGGCGUGAAUCAGACUGGAGAGCUGCUGUUCCGUACCCCCGCACUGAUGAAGGGGUACUACAAGAACCCUGAGGCAAAUCGGGAAGCUAAACUGUUGUUAGCUUCUUGGAUUCACUUUUCAAUUCGCCAUUUUCGAGCCAACCCUUUCUCGUCACGACUAGUGAAUUCGUCUUCGAUGUCUAUCAUCUUCAAGUCGCCGCACUCCGACGUCUCGAUCCCAGACGACGCAGCAAUCUGGAACAAGUUGGAACAACAUGCGCAUGAGAAUGGGGACAAACCUGCACUUGUCUGUGGGAUGUCCGAGAGAACGCUGUCGUUCGCAGAGGUUUUCAACUUGGCUCAACGCAUUUGCGCUGGGCUCUACGCGAACGGCAUCAAGAAAGGAGACAUCGUAAUCUUGCACUCGUUCAAUUGCCUGGAGUACCCUAUCGUGUUCUUGGCGUUGAACCGUUUGGGUGCAAUUUGUUCCCCGUCGUCGCCACAUUUUAACAGCGACGAACUCGGGGACCAAAUGCGCGCUUCAAAGGCAUCCGCAGUGAUCUCGCACGUGGCAUUCGCUGAGAUGGCUACUCAGGCUGCAGGACGUGUUGGCAUCCCACUCAAUCGGAUGUUCACACUUGGACACGCCAAAGGGGCCCUUGGAUUGCAAACCAUCGAAGCUCUGAUUGAGCUGAACCUGCCAUUCCCGAGUCUCCCACGUAUCAACCCUGACGACGUCGUGUUGCUACCAUUUUCAAGCGGCACUACUGGUCGUCCUAAGGGCGUGGAGCUCACAGCUCGAUCCAUGUACGCUUGCGGUGCUCGUGUGUCUGCUCUUGAUGUCGAUGCAGACUACAUCCUCGCCGUACUGCCAUUUUAUCACAUCGCAGCGACCAUGAUCUUCCACGUGACGAUCUUCAAACGGAUCGCCAUGAUCGUGUUGCCUCGAUUCGAGCCUGGGAGCUUCCUACGAGUCAUCGAGAACUUCAAACUUGAUACAGUCUACGUCGUCCCACCGAUCGUCCAGUUCUUGGCGAAACAUCCUCUUGUAGACAAAUACGACCUAUCCUCGUUGAACCGACUGGCCUCUGGAGCUGCAUCUUUAGGCGGCGAACUCUUUGAUGCCAUUCAGAACCGUCUUGGACUCCCAGUUCUUCAAAGCUACGGCAUGACGGAACUUGCUGGUUCUGCUACUCACACCUCCCGAACGGAAUAUCGUAAAGGCUCAGCUGGAAAACUACUCCCCAACACGGAACUUCGAGUGCGAUGUAUUGAAACAGGAGUCGACUUACCUGUAAAUCAACGUGGAGAGCUGUUGAUCCGGUCGCCAGGAGCGAUGAAAGCCUACUUUAACAACCCAGAAGCUACUCGUGAAGCUUUCACGGACGAUGGCUUCAUUUGCACCGGUGAUGUAGGCUACAUCGAUGAGGAUGACUACAUCUUCAUUGUCGAUCGACUCAAGGAGCUUAUCAAGUAUAAGGGCCACCAGGUUGCACCUGCUGAGAUCGAGGACGUAGUGAACUCGCACCCUCAAGUCGCUGACUCGUGCUGCGUGCGGGGACUUGACUUGGAGACGGGUGGUGAGAUCCCUAAAGUCUUUGUGGUGCGUAAGUUCAGCGGAGAUGAACCGCUCACGUCCAACGCGUUGAUGGAAUAUGUAGCGUCCAAAGUGGCGAGCUUCAAGCGGGUGCGCGAAGUGGAGUUCAUCGACGUCAUUCCGAAGAGUCUGUCGGGCAAGAUUCUACGACGCAAACUGCAGCUCGAACAGGAUAAAAAGGUAGCGGCGGCGAGAUCAAUUAAGAGCCGUCUAUGACAGGAGAGGUUGAGCCUAAUGUAGUUGACCAUGUAGUACAUUUUAACGCCAUGACGAAUGAAUUGUUCCGCUUUCACGUUA
Messenger RNA from Phytophthora nicotianae INRA-310, 3399 nucleotides. RefSeq lists its product as hypothetical. The coding region runs from base 1 to 3318 and encodes 1105 amino acids. NCBI's taxonomy places the organism in Eukaryota, Oomycota, Peronosporomycetes, Peronosporales, Peronosporaceae. The record is from RefSeq and is a predicted model, not a curated record. Gene Ontology annotation, molecular function: CoA-ligase activity. The transcript is spliced from 6 exons.